GGGAGACGUGCGUCAGCCUGUAAAUAACCGCGUCUCAUUGGCUAGAAUGUGUUAUAGAAACAAGCCCAACACCCUAGAAACCGCGUCACUGCCGUGAAGCAGGGUGAAGUGUUGGAAACUUGUUUUGCAGGCUGAGGGCGGGCGAUGCGGGCUGCUAUCCGAUUGGCUGCAGUGGCGUUGCCCAUGGGCCUGCUGCUGUCUCGCACGAUGUCCUGGAUGUCGAGCGGUCGAACCCACGCCGAGCUCAUCGGGAACCUGCGCGAGCAUGGUGUGAUCCGGUCUCAGCGUGUGUAUGAAGUCAUGCUGGCCACUGACCGGGGACAUUACAUCACUGAUCUCCCCUACAUGGACUCCCCGCAGCCUAUCGGGUUCAAGGCUACGAUCAGCGCCCCGCACAUGCAUGCUCACGCUCUAGAGGUGCUCGGUGACAAUCUGGGGGAGGGAGCCGCUGCGCUGGACGUGGGAUCAGGGAGCGGCUACCUCACUGCCUGCCUGGCCCGGAUGGUGGGCUCCUCCGGUCGUGUGGUGGGUAUCGAUCACAUUGCUGAGCUGGUUCAGGACUCCGAGCGCAACGUCCGAGCCGAUGACCCCACGCUGCUGACCUCCGGCCGGGUCAAACUCGUUGUGGGUGACGGGAGACUGGGGUACCCUGAGGGCGCCCCCUACGAUGCCAUCCACGUCGGCGCAGCGGCAGCUACCCUCCCCAAAGAGCUCCUGGCCCAGUUGAAGCCGGGGGGCCGGCUGGUGAUCCCGGUGGGCCCCGAGGGAGGGGGGCAGGUCCUGGAGCAGUACGACCGGCAGAGCGACGGCUCUGUGAGCAGGAAGCCCCUCAUGGGCGUGGUCUACGUGCCCCUCACUGACAAGCAGCGCCAGAGGCCCAGAGAUGACCUCUGACAGUGUCUGCUUCCCCUGCAGGGGGUGGGAGUGGUGCUGCUUCAGGUCCUGAGUCCGACUGACCCGAUCCGUACAGAACCACACAGGAAAAAAGUGUCCCCUGAUAGCACUCUGCACCUCUUAUGUGCCAAAUACUGUCCCGUGCAAAUUAGUUCCAGGCAGACCUCCUCUCCUUUACUUUAAUGAUUGUCAACUGAUGAAUCAAUCGCCAUGUUUAAAGAAAAAACUUGAGCGAAAAGCAACAACAUUUCAGCUUCUGCUAUCUUCAGGUAGUUUACAUGGAAGUAAUCUUCCAGAAGGUCUGUAAUAAUGUACACUGUGUUCUAAGCGAGCGCGCAGUGACGCUGGUAAAGGGCCCCUGUGUGUUUGUGUGCUCACAGGGUUGUUCUUGGCUGAUGAAUCCUGGUACAGCACCUCCUGUAAGGCUCACCACACAGCUCAAUGCAGAACAGGCAUGCUUAUACUCAGGGGGGGGUCACCUGUAAAAUACACAGAUUCAUAUCAGGAAAUCCAGGGGGUUGGGUGCGGUACAUUUAUUUGAAUAAAAAAGUUUUAGCACCACAGGAGUCUUGUCUGUUUGUGCAGUGCUGAAGUCUUGCUUACAGACUCUUCCAAACAUAGAAAAAGCAGAUUGCUGUUUAACAUGCUGAGAGUCCAAUCCAUGAGCGCAGGCUGUUUAACAUGCUGAGAGUCCAAUCCAUGAGCGCAGGCUGUUUAACAUGCUGAGAGUCCAAUCCAUGAGCGCAGGUUGUUUAACAUGCUGAGAGUCCAAUCCAUGAGCGCAGGCUGUUUAACAUGCUGAGAGUCCAAUCCAUGAGCGCAGGCUGUUUAACAUGCUGAGAGUCCAAUCCAUGAGCGCAGGCUGUUUAACAUGCUGAGAGUCCAAUCCAUGAGCGCAGGCUGUUUAACAUGCUGAGAGUCCAAUCCAUGAGCGCAGGCUGUUUAACAUGCUGAGAGUCCAAUCCAUGAGCGCAGGCUGUUUAACAUGCUGAGAGUCCAAUCCAUGAGCGCAGGCUGUUUAACAUGCUGAGAGUCCAAUCCAUGAGCGCAGGCUGUUUAACAUGCUGAGAGUCCAAUCCAUGAGCGCAGGCUGUUUAACAUGCUGAGAGUCCAAUCCAUGAGCGCAGGCUGUUUAACAUGCUGAGAGUCCAAUCCAUGAGCGCAGGCUGUUUAACAUGCUGAGAGUCCAAUCCAUGAGCGCAGGCUGUUUAACAUGCUGAGAGUCCAAUCCAUGAGCGCAGGCUGUUUAACAUGCUGAGAAUCCAAUCCAUGAGCGCAGGCUGUUUAACAUGCUGAGAGUCCAAUCCAUGAGCGCAGGCUGUUUAACAUGCUGAGAGUCCAAUCCAUGAGCGCAGGCUGUUUAACAUGCUGAGAGUCCAAUCCAUGAGCGCAGGCUGUUUAACAUGCUGAGAGUCCAAUCCAUGAGCGCAGGCUGUUUAACAUGCUGAGAGUCCAGUCCAUGAGCGCAGGCUGUUUAACAUGCUGAGAGUCCAAUCCAUGAGCGCAGGCUGUUUAACAUGCUGAGAGUCCAAUCCAUGAGCGCAGGCUGUUUAACAUGCUGAGUCCAAUCCAUGAGCGCAGGCUGUUUAACAUGCUGAGUCCAAUCCAUGAGCGCAGGCUGUUUAACAUGCUGAGAGUCCAAUCCAUGAGCGCAGGCUGUUUAACAUGCUGAGAGUCCAAUCCAUGAGCGCAGGCUGUUUAACAUGCUGAGAGUCCAGUCCAUGAGCGCAGGCUGUUUAACAUGCUGAGAGUCCAAUCCAUGAGCGCAGGCUGUUUAACAUGCUGAGAGUCCAAUCCAUGAGCGCAGGCUGUUUAACAUGCUGAGAGUCCAAUCCAUGAGCGCAGGCUGUUUAACAUGCUGAGUCCAAUCCAUGAGCGCAGGCUGUUUAACAUGCUGAGAGUCCAAUCCAUGAGCGCAGGCUGUUUAACAUGCUGAGAGUCCAAUCCAUGAGCGCAGGCUGUUUAACAUGCUGAGAGUCCAAUCCAUGAGCGCAGGCUGUUUAACAUGCUGAGAGUCCAAUCCAUGAGCGCAGGAUGUUUAACAUGCUGAGUCCAAUCCUGGGAUGAAAAGCAGAUGCAAUGUAUUGUAUUAAAUAAUAUCCAUUUAUUAUUUUAAUGUGUAGAAAUUUGAAUACAGUUUGUGUGAACUCUAUGCAUUGUGUUGGAAUGGGUUUCAGCAGUGAAGGGAUGGGGUUGGAAUGGGGUUUAGCAGUGAAGGGAUGGGGUUGGAAUGGGGUUUAGCAGUGAAGGGAUGGGGUUGGAAUGGGGUUUCAGCAGUGAAGGGAUGGGGUUGGAAUGGGGUUUAGCAGUGAAGGGAUGGGGUUGGAAUGGGGUUUAGCAGUGAAGGGAUGGGGUUGGAAUGGGGUUUCAGCAGUGAAGGGAUGGGGUUGGAAUGGGGUUUAGCAGUGAAGGGAUGGGGUUGGAAUGGGGUUUAGCAGUGAAGGGAUGGGGUUGGAAUGGGGUUUCAGCAGUGAAGGGAUGGGGUUGGAAUGGGGUUUCAGCAGUGAAGGGAUGGGGUUGGAAUGGGGUUUAGCAGUGAAGGGAUGGGGUUGCAAUGGGGUUUAGCAGUGAAGGGAUGGGGUUGGAAUGGGGUUUAGCAGUGAAGGGAUGGGGUUGGAAUGGGGUUUAGCAGUGAAGGGAUGGGGUUGGAAUGGGGUUUAGCAGUGAAGGGAUGGGGUUGGAAUGGGGUUUAGCAGUGAAGGGAUGGGGUUGGAAUGGGGUUUCAGCAGUGAAGGGAUGGGGUUGGAAUGGGGUUUAGCAGUGAAGGGAUGGGGUUGGAAUGGGGUUUCAGCAGUGAAAAGGGUAUCUGGCGCUGUUUAGCAGAAUAACCUGUUUACACACAAAUGAUCAAUAGACUGCAUUAAAGAGAAUCAAAGUGCUGGUGUAUCUGAAAUGCUUUCAAAUAAACAGUUGUGCAUUUCUUUUUUAAUGUUGUGUAUAAAUAUGUUCUGUGCUGUAGGCUGCUGCCAUUAACAUUGUAAAGUGUGUGUGUGCGUGUAAUGUAAAACAAAUAAAAAAAAACGUUAUUUGAA
Acipenser ruthenus (sterlet) is the source of this 3926-nucleotide messenger RNA. Its product is annotated as protein-L-isoaspartate(D-aspartate) O-methyltransferase-like. The transcript has 9 exons. Gene Ontology annotation, cellular component: cytoplasm. Gene Ontology annotation, molecular function: protein-L-isoaspartate (D-aspartate) O-methyltransferase activity. Bases 145 to 894 code for a protein of 249 amino acids. The record is from RefSeq and is a predicted model, not a curated record. Gene Ontology annotation, biological process: protein modification process. Lineage: Eukaryota; Metazoa; Chordata; Actinopteri; Acipenseriformes; Acipenseridae.